Molecule: messenger RNA, 954 nt
Organism: Ogataea philodendri
Lineage: Eukaryota; Fungi; Ascomycota; Pichiomycetes; Pichiales; Pichiaceae
Exons: 1
Coding region: 1-954 (317 amino acids)
Biological process (GO): endonucleolytic cleavage in 5'-ETS of tricistronic rRNA transcript (SSU-rRNA, 5.8S rRNA, LSU-rRNA); endonucleolytic cleavage to generate mature 5'-end of SSU-rRNA from (SSU-rRNA, 5.8S rRNA, LSU-rRNA); endonucleolytic cleavage in ITS1 to separate SSU-rRNA from 5.8S rRNA and LSU-rRNA from tricistronic rRNA transcript (SSU-rRNA, 5.8S rRNA, LSU-rRNA)
Cellular component (GO): nucleolus
Molecular function (GO): RNA binding
Source: RefSeq, a predicted model, not a curated record
AUGGGUAAACGAGGGCUUUCUGACAACGAGAGCGAGGACGACUGGAAGAUUCGCUCUGAGGACGAGGAAAGCGAUUUUGAUCAGGCUAGUGCGGAUGAAAGCGACGAAGGAAAUGACGUGACCAGCCGUAAGAAAACCGUGAAGGAUCGUUUUGAAGAAAGUGACAGUGAAGAUGAGGAUCAGGACGACGAUCCAGCCAGUCAAGGCGAUUUAGAAGAUGGAGAAGGACUAGACGAUUAUGAAGCUGAGUUUGAGAAACAUGUUCGGGACGCCCAGCAAGAAAUGGCCGAGAGCUCGCAGAAACUGAAAAAGUUGACCCCAGAGCAGCUGGCUAAGGAACAGAAGAAAAUCAAACGCAGUGGAGUCAUAUAUUUGUCAUCUAUCCCACCAUACAUGAAGCCUGCCAAGCUGAGACAUGUUUUAUCAAGAUUCGGCAAAGUGGGCCGUUUGUACUUGAAGCCUGAGGAUUCAAAAAUUUACAAGACCAGAGUGAAGACCGGAGGAAACAAGAAAAAGAAGUUUGACGAAGGAUGGUGCGAGUUUGAAAAUAAGAGCGAUGCCAAGCUUGCUGCGCAGACCUUGAACGGUAACAAAUUAGGAGGUAAGAAAGGAAAUUUCUACUACGACGAUAUAAUGAACGUCAAGUAUCUGAAGGGAUUCAAAUGGCACGAUCUGACCGAGGCCAUGAGUCGCGAGAUUGAAAUCAGAGAAAGCAAGAUGCAGUCCGAACUAUCGCAAGCCCAUAAGAUGAACAAGAACUAUAUCAAGAAUGUGGAAACGUCCAAGAUGAUUGAGAACAUCAAACGCCGUAAGCAGAACACAGAGCCAACCGUCCAGCGUGUCUUUGAACAACGGUCUGUUACCACUAACCGUGCCACCGCCGAUGCAUCUCAGAAAGAUCACAAAAACACAGAAAGCAAAAAGCUGAAAAAUGUGUUGGACAAUAUUUUCUAG